AUUUGAUUUUUUUAGGAUGCUAUCUUGCUAUUUCACAACCAUUGGAUUUUACUUCAGCAGCCUGAUUUCUGUACUCGGAAUUUAUGUGUUCCUCUACGGACAACUAUACCUUGUUCUUAGUGGACUAGAAAAGGCACUCCUCAUUGAGGCUAGAAUGAAAAACACUGAAUCAUUGGAAACUGCUCUUGCUUCUCAAUCGUUUAUUCAGCUUGGUCUUUUAACUGGCUUACCGAUGGUAAUGGAGAUCGGACUUGAGAAGGGAUUUCUUACGGCCCUUAAAGAUUUUGUUCUUAUGCAACUGCAGUUUGCUGCUGUUUUCUUCACUUUUUCCCUUGGGACAAAAACCCAUCAUUUUGGUCGGACAAUUAUGUAUGGCGGAGCUAAGUAUAUACCUACCGGACGUAAGGUUGUGGUGUUUCAUGCCAGCUUUACUGAGAACUACAGAUUGUAUUCACGAAGCCACUUUGUUAAAGGAUUUGAACUGUUGCUCCUGUUAGUGGUUUACGAUUUGUUCCGGAGGUCCUACCAGAGUAGCAUGGCAUAUGUAUUAAUCACGUACUCUGUUUGGUUCAUGACCAUGACUUGGUUAUUUGCACCAUUUUUGUUUAAUCCUUCCGGGUUCGAUUGGGACAAGAUUGUAGAUGAUUGGAAAGGCUGGAAUAAGUGGAUCAAGGAGAAAGGUGGUAUUGGGAUUCAGCAAAACAAGAGUUGGCAAUCUUGGUGGAAUGAUGAACAAGCUCACCUUCGUCGUUCAGGAUAUGGUGCUAGAUUGUUCGAAAUUCUUCUUUCGAUUCGGUUUUUCUUGUAUCAGUAUGGCUUGGUGUAUCAUCUUGACAUCUCCCAACAGAGCAAAAAUUUCCUUGUUUAUAUGCUUUCCUGGGUUGUGAUUCUUGCAGUUUUCCUGACGGUCAAGGCAGUGAACGUUGGAAGGCAACUCUUCAGUGCUCGUUACCAUCUGAUGUUUAGGUUCUUUAAAGCAUUCCUCUUCCUAAGUGUUUUCGCCAUUGUUAUCACUCUCUCAGUCAUCUGUGAACUGUCGUCCAAGGAUUUACUUGUCUGCUGUCUUGCAUUUCUGCCGACUGGAUGGGGUCUGAUUUUGGUUGCUCAAGCUGUGAGGCCAAUUACUGAGAACACCGGACUCUGGCAGUUCACUGAGGUACUAGCUAAGGCAUAUGAUUACGGAAUGGGAUCGAUCCUUUUCUCUCCAAUUGCUAUAUUGGCAUGGCUUCCGAUCAUUUCGGCAUUCCAAACUCGAUUCCUUUUCAACCAGGCUUUCAAUAGGCACCUCCAAAUCCAACCAAUUCUUGAAGGGAAGAAGAAGCAAAAAUAAAGUUUUGACAUUCAUAAACAU
This is a messenger RNA of Gossypium raimondii (Peruvian cotton), 1351 nucleotides long. RefSeq names its product putative callose synthase 8. Gene Ontology annotation, molecular function: 1,3-beta-D-glucan synthase activity. Lineage: Eukaryota; Viridiplantae; Streptophyta; Magnoliopsida; Malvales; Malvaceae. Gene Ontology annotation, cellular component: plasma membrane; 1,3-beta-D-glucan synthase complex. The record is from RefSeq and is a predicted model, not a curated record. The coding region runs from base 17 to 1330 and encodes 437 amino acids. The transcript has 4 exons. Gene Ontology annotation, biological process: (1->3)-beta-D-glucan biosynthetic process.